GAGUCUUUCCAGCGUAUUAAGUUGAAGCUCAAUCAGGAAAGAUCCUGAUCAUACUUCACUUCUGCUGAUUUCCUGAGAUGGUGUUGAGACUUUGUAGGCUUGGACCUUAAAAUGGAUGCAGGUUAUGUUGCUUAGCAGUGUGACCAUGGCUUCACAAUUUGAGGGAAUCAUCUACAUGCUGCAGGUCAUAUCUGUGUUCUUAAAGAUGCUUUCAUGUAUGAAAGUCCAACUGAAAUAGCAAACCUAACCUCCACAGAGAAGUUUGAUGCAGCCCUGGCCAUUCAUCUUUACAAAGGAGGCAGACUCCUGCAAGGUAGCAGAAUUCCUUUUGGAAUCAUCUUUGGUGGGACAGAUAUAAAUGAAGAUAUCAGAUGUGAAGAGAAACAUCGGGUAAUGGGAGCAGUGCUAGGAGAAGCCAGGUUUGCAGUGGCUUUCACGGUGAAAAUGAAGGAACUGGCAGCAGCAGAGUGGCCAGAUGCUAGCAAGAAAAUAUACGUCCAAACUCAAGGAAUUAAGACUAUGCCUAGUGAAACAUUUGACUGGUUUAGAUUUCUACAAAACGCAGACAUUCCUACAGAUAAAGGCAGUUUACAUAUGUUUCUUUUGGUAUGCGGACUUCGAAGAGUCAAAGACCCUCUGUAUUUAGUAGAUGUAUUUUCAGACUGGCACAGAAAGGAUCCCAGUGUCCAUCUGGGCAUAGUUGGACCUGCGGUUGAUCCACUUUUUACAAGUGAAGUUAAAGAAAAAGUUAAAAGGACACCUGGAGUACAUUUAUUACAGGAGAUGCCACAGGAUGUUCUUCAUGCUGCUAUGAAAAGGUGCUUUGCUGUGGUGAACAGCUCCGUUUCAGAGGGGAUGUCUGCUGCAAUUCUGGAGGCAAUGGAUUUAGAUAUUCCAGUGCUGGCAAGGAACAUUCCUGGGAAUGCAGCAAUAAUAAAACAUAAGGAAACUGGACUGCUAUUUUCAGAUCCCCAGGAGUUUGUUGUGCUGUCCAAGAGUUUGAUGAAUGACCCCAUUAUGGAAAGAGAAAUUGUAACAAGGGCCAAAGACUACGUGAAGAAACAUCAUUCAUGGGAAAGUGAAAGAAAAGCCUAUCAGAAUCUUGUCCUAAGCCUCCAGUGAAUUGCAAGACUACAGCUGAUACCCAGCAGUCUGUGUAGAGCACCUUAAUGAUGGACAUGUAAUUAGAUUUGGGUUUCUCUUGGUUUCUUUUUAGAAGAGAUAGUAAGACAUGCAUUAUUAUUCUAUUCAAACAUACAAGCAUCACAGGAGUUGCCUGCUACUUCAAACUAUCAAAUUUAUCUAAUUCAGCACACUGUCUCUAGUGUACCAAUUCAUCACAGACCAGUAUCAUUUUGUGAGAUCACACAGGAGAAGUACACUCUUUGAGCAGCCACAAAAUUUUUGUUGUUGUAAGGCCUCAAAGGGACGAUUUCUUGUACACAGUGGAAUACUCUACCACAUAGAGCUUACAUCAGAUGUUCUGAUCAUGUUGCAUCCUAACCAAACUGCAGUAGCAGUUUUCUUUCCAGUUGUAGCAAUCUGAAUGUAUUCGGGUACACGUGACAUGCACAUACAUGUUCAUAACACCCAGAUUAGUUACAUAUACAGAGUAUAAAAUUGUUAAGAUGAAAGCUUUCCUAAGACUGAAAGAUCAGUGAGUCUAUUGACUGCACAAUGAUUGGGGGGCCAAAAAGCAAAUGGAGUGUUGAUGCUUAGGGAAAGUGAGGAGUAUAGGGCAUGUUUUGUACUGCCCUGUGAGUACCUAAAUUGCUUUCAGAUAAGCUGAUACGGCCAAACAGUCCUGUGCCUGCAUUUUGUCUUGGGUCCUGGGACUAGCGCAAGGAGGUUGGCACAGCACCUGACAGCCAUACAUGGCUUCAGAUGCCAGAACUGCACAGCACUGCCCGCAGCAGCAAGACGUGCUUGCUGACAGAGAUGAUUUGUUACAUAAACUACCUCUUAGUUUGCCAGUUUCUUUGGUACCUCUGUGGUUACUUAUUUACUAAAAGAUUUGAGAGAGCUGUAAAGGUGGGGUGGGGGGGGGACGGGGAGGUAUUUUCAAUUUACUAUGUAUUUUGGUACUGUUUGUUCUCGUUUGUGGCUUUUAGGUUAUAUUGUGACAUACUGCAGCAGGCUAUUUUAAAAAGACUUAUCUGUGCUUGAAGUCCAUAUUAAUCAUUCCGGCUAGCCCAGCGGUUAUGGACAAUAUCUUUGAAUCCACAAUUGGUCAUCAAAGGACUUACAUUUAUAUCAGAAAAGAGGGUUAUAUUUUUAACUACUUGUUAUUGAGAAACUGUUUGCUUUGUAUAGGCUUGAUCCUACCCCCAUGAGAACCAGUGAGAAGUUUUCUAUUGAUUUGAACGGUUGUUGUACCAGACUUUUCUUUGUAAUAAUGAAGUUCACUGUGUAUUUUAAGCUUUCCCCUUUAUUUUUGAUGUGUUGCAGCUAUUGGGACAGUAAAUGAGAAAAUAAUUUGAAUGUUGUAUAUUGACUUCUCCAAAACGUUCCCCUCCUUUUAUUGUAAUGCGCUUCUGCUCAGCACUGCCUUCGGUAACACAGUCCCCAAGGGCAAAACUGGUCUGAUCUCAAACACAAGAAUUGCUACACUCCCUUUUGAGCACACUUUUCCUAAAUAUUUCUGGUGUGUCUUUUGACAUGCUGGGAUGUUCUCAGUUUAAAAGCCACCAGCCAACAUCUAGUACUGAACCAUUUCUAAAUCUGCAACUGAAUCAGCCGGUUGGAUUUUCUCUGCUGUCUCAGAAGGAGCCAUAUUUCUUUGGACAUCUCUGAUACCAGUGAGUGCUGCAGCCUCUCACGGGAUUGCAGUGUCUCUUUGGGCCACAGCAAACUAUAUACUAAAGGAGGGAGCCCAGAACAUGGAUUUUCAGCAUGAUGUAUGUGGUAUGGGACCUUUAUAGGCAAUAGGAAAAAAAAGACCAUUUAUAGCUCAGCCGACUGCAAGGAGUCU
Messenger RNA from Egretta garzetta (little egret), 2971 nucleotides. It is a transcript of the gene GLT1D1, whose product is annotated as glycosyltransferase 1 domain containing 1. Lineage: Eukaryota; Metazoa; Chordata; Aves; Pelecaniformes; Ardeidae. The coding region runs from base 214 to 1122 and encodes 302 amino acids. The transcript is spliced from 12 exons. The record is from RefSeq and is a predicted model, not a curated record. Gene Ontology annotation, molecular function: glycosyltransferase activity.